Molecule: messenger RNA, 2244 nt
Organism: Nerophis lumbriciformis (worm pipefish)
Lineage: Eukaryota; Metazoa; Chordata; Actinopteri; Syngnathiformes; Syngnathidae
Gene: prelid1a
Product: PRELI domain containing 1a
Cellular component (GO): mitochondrial intermembrane space
Source: RefSeq, a predicted model, not a curated record
AUUUGACCUUCCGCUCUGCUUGUGUGUCUCACUCGAUUUGGUCCUGUAAAUUCCGAGCAGACGGGAGUUAGAAACAUGCAAAUGUUUAUUCUAUGAAGAGAAAACGCCGUCCAGCAGGGUGCUUGGUUCCUAAGCUGACGGAACAAUGGUCAAGUAUUUCUGCUGCGCAGGUUUGCUAAAAAGCUCCUGGGACCAAGUUUGCCUUGCUUUCUGGCAACGCUAUCCAAACCCUUACAGUAACCAUGUAUUGACAGAAGACAUAAUUUUCCGAGAGGUUACUCCCGCCAACUGCCUCAUUUCCAGACGUCUGCUGACCAAAACGAGCCUUUCGCCGCGUUGGAUGAAGCGCUAUCUUCCAAAACAAAUGUCUAGCUCCGCUUACAUCCUUGAGGACUCUGUGGUGGACCCUCAGAAACGAACAAUGACCACACUUACAUGGAAUAUCACCCAUGCUCGUCUUAUGUCUGUGGAGGAGCGGUGCGAAUACAGCAUUAACCCUGAGAAUGGCAGCUGGACAGAGAUAAAAAGAGAAGCUUGGAUCUCUUCCAAAGUGUAUGGACUCUCGAGGGCAGUUCAGGAGUUUGGUCUAGCAAGUUUUAAGACACGUGUUACUAAGACUAUGAAGGGCUUUGAAUACGUGCUGGCCAAAAUGCAAGGUGAAACGCCAUCGAGGAGUUUGGCUGAAGCGGCGACAGAGCGUGCAAGGGAGACGGCGCUGGCAGCUAAAGAGAAAGCCAAAGACUUGGCCUCACACGCCAAGAAGAAACAAUUUGUGUGACAAACCCCUGCUUCUGUUGCAAGGACACAUUUGUCUUUAAAUCCUCUUCAGUUCUGUGAUGCAUUGUGGGGGACAAACUAAUGCAAGUGGAUUCCUCUGUGAGGAAGUAGCCAGCUGAUCUGGUAGGAGAACCACAUCAAGCCACUUGGCCUGCACCUGUGUCAACCUGAUCAUGUUGCUUUGACUGAACUUCAUCCCGCAGCUUGGCAGACUGAAUGUUCGCUAUGUUUGUCUAACUAACCACGAUCAACAUUUCAAUCUAUGUUUAAAGGGGUCAUAUUAUGAUUUUUUUUCUACAUUUAAAACACUUCCCUGUGGUUUACAUAACACGUAAUGGUGGUUAUUUGAAAAAAAUGUUUGCAUAUAUUUUGCUUUACAGACCUAUCUUGAAGACACUUUUGAGAGACGAGAGUUUUUAGAUGUGAAUAAACCCUCCUCACUCGGCCUGGGCGGAUAACAGAUUUUGCUCAAUUAUAUAUUGACUUAAAAAUUAUUGCCGGUAAACAAUAUUAUUGCAAUUUUUUUUUGACCAAAUUAACCACUGAUGUAAUGCUAAUACAUAAUAAUAAAUGUAUAACAUUUCAAAUGCAAUGAACAUGUAUUUCUCGUAUAGUAAUUGGAAUGUGAACUUCUAAAUCUCCAAAUUGUAUUAACAAAAUAUACUUUGUUAAAAUUUGGCACUUGAAUAAAAAAUCACAACCAACAGGCUAUCAGCUAUGCUACGAACACAGUAGGCACUGAUCCAGUUAAAAGUAGUUUUUAGGAAAAUCAUUAUUUUGCCCCAAGACGGUGAUGCUGUUCUCUUACAUUAGAAGGCUAAGCUAGCUACACAUCAAAUCAAGCUAAGAUUGCUAACAAAUCAUUUACAAGUUUCUAACCUACUUUUAUUACUUAGCAUUUUAUUGUCUCUGCCAUUGGCACGAGCCCGCCAUUAAAAGCAUUUUCGUUCAUUGGGUUUUAUCGUGGACAUGUUGAUUACAACCGCUCCUACUUAAAUUAAAAACGGCAGACUCACGCAAAGCCCUUUUGGUCAGCCAUUACCUCGUAUGGCGUUAUCUGCAAACACCACAGGUCUUAUAUCACAGAACAGAGCAAAUUCCAAACAGCUUGUUUGGCGGAAGUCUGAAUGAAGGCAAGAUUAUUUUAUAGAUAUCUCUGCAAUGCCUCCAUGGUUUGAUUUCAAAUUUUCGGGACUUGUGCAAAUGCACAUAAGCAGGUAACAUCAGGUUAGAAAACUUGGUUUUGAAUAAUAGGGGCCCCUUUAAUAGAGAUCCACAUUUUUAUAACAAAUAUAAAGAAUCUUCCUGCCUGUUGACUGAAAUUGCAUUAUCUACAAAAACACAUACUUUAUGUUAAAGCAACAUUUAAUACAUGCCAACAAUAAUAUCAGUGAAAUAUCCUUUUGUCAAUAAAUGGACAAUCUGUUUCACCAGUGUGGCCUUGUCUGAAAUGAAUACAGAACUCAU